This is a messenger RNA of Haliotis rufescens (red abalone), 3119 nucleotides long. RefSeq lists its product as uncharacterized. The transcript is spliced from 12 exons. The coding region runs from base 1 to 1623 and encodes 540 amino acids. The record is from RefSeq and is a predicted model, not a curated record. Lineage: Eukaryota; Metazoa; Mollusca; Gastropoda; Lepetellida; Haliotidae.
AUGGUAUUAAUGGACGGGAAGACCUACCUGGGCAGUGCCGAACUCAUCGGCAAGGCAUUUCCCAGUCUGCCGGGGGCUGCAGGCGAGGGCAAGGGCGAGGGCGAGGGUCUGCCGGGGGCUGCAGGCGAGGGCGAGGGCGAGGGCGAGGGCGAGGGUCUGCCGGGGGCUGCAGGCGAGGGCGAGGGCGAGGGUCUGCCGGGGGCUGCAGGCGAGGGCGAGGGCGAGGGCGAGGGUCUGUCGGGGGCUGAGGGCGAGGACGAGGUUCUGCCGGGGGGUGAGGGUCUGCCGAGGGAUGACGGUGAGGGUGCCAGGAGUGUUGAAGGUCUGCCAGGGGCUGCAGGCGAGGGCGAGGGCGAGGGCGAGGGCGAAGGUCUGCCGGGGGCUGUGGGCGAGGGUCUGCCGGGGGGUGAGAGUCUGCCAAGGGAUGUGGGCGAGUGUCUGCCGAGGGAUGACAGUGAGGGUGCCCGGAGGCGACGAGGGGACAACUCUGAGGUCUUAUACUUUAUUAUUUUACAUUAUAUUCUUUCUUUCACAGAUAAAUACAGGAAGCCAGAACGCAGAUGCACAUUCUGCAAAAUUGGUCAAAUGCAAUUAUCAAGACACAUAUCCCAACAGCAUCAGGACAUUCCUGAAGUUUCAGAGGCUAUGAAAUUUCCCCAAAACUCAAAAGAAAGAAAUACAAUAUUUGAGAAUUUCAGAAAGCGUGGGAUUUAUGAAUUUAACAAAAAGCACCAAUCAGCCAAUCUUCUCAUGCUGGGUUCAUUUGGAGACGAAGAAGAUGCCAAAGAAUUCAUUGGGCGCAAUGAAUAUGUUACUCUCCGAGAUGCUGUGUGCUGCAGGAUUACUCUGUUUAAUGCACGACGGGGUGGUGAGCCAUCACGACUAAAAGUUACAAAUUUGGAUGAUGCAGUUGCCAAGAGAUGGAUCGAUGACUCUAGGAUGGAACAGUUAGAGACCAGGGAGAAAAAGCUCUUCAGUGAAAUAAUGGUUGCAUGCCAAGCUGGGAAAGGGAACCAUUUAGUUCCAGUCCUGGGACCACUUGCACAAAACGAUCUUAGCCACCGACACAAAGACAAGAGGAAGGAAGUUGGGAUUCUUGAUGAAAAUUGUUAUGUUUUUCCAAACACACAGCAGUCAGCAUAUCAUGUGCUAGGUUGGCAUGCUAUUAGGAGUAUGUGUGGUGCAGCUGGUGUGAAGCAUCCAGAGUUGUUGAUAGCAUCAAAACAAAGACACAGAAUAAGUACCAUAUAUGCUUCACUUGAAGUUCCUACCACUGAGAGAGAAUAUUUCUACAAACAUAUGGGUCACAGCAAGGGUGUCAAUGAAGGUGUCUACCAGUAUCCUCUACCAAUUCAAGAAGUUAUUAAAGUUGGGAAACACCUUCACAUUGAUCAAGGUGAUGCCCCUCUGGCGACUGAGUCUAUGAUUCAAAGCCAACCUGACAUGGGUGCAAUAGCCGAUCAACAGGAAGAAGAUGCCCAUGAUGUAAAUACAACCCAACCCAACACAACACAAGCUUUGUCAAAAAUAAAAAUUAAGGCCAUUUAUAUUGCACUGUAUGUCCACACCACACAGGCAUGCCCCGAGUGCACUCAAAUAGCAGGAAUGCAGUUUGCUCUGUAGGUGCUUAUCAACCAUAUCUGCAGAGAUAAUGUGAAUAGCACUGAAAGAACUCAAGGAAGUAGAUGUUAACACCAGUCACACCCCUCUUCUGCACAACUCCUCCAUUUCUACCCAGAAGAGAAAGAAGCAGGGUGCAACUGCUGCAAGGGUCGGCUGGAGGCAAUAAUUAGGAAAAUGCAUUUCAUCACUGCUAAUUGGUAAUUUUUAUUUACAGUUGUUUUUUUAUCUCAACCAUGUGAACAAUAGUGAAGGAACUGAACAAAAUGUCACCUCCUUUACUGCAAAAUGAUAUGAUAUCUAAGUAAUUAAUUGUACAUUUCUUUCACAGACUGACGUGUUGCUUGACAGUGAAGACGAGGAACCAUUGGUGCAGAGGACGCGGAGAAGACAAAUUGUACAAGCAAGGUAGCCCACUCCGCAUCAGACUGUCCGUGCACCAGAUGGUCCACCUAUGGUGACAUUAUCAAGCCGUUACCUUAUUAUUCAAGGUACCUUAUUACAAUCAUGUACAGUUUAUACCUAACAAGCUUAUUGUAUGUUAACUAAGGUAAAUUAGUUUCUGGUGUGAAAGAUAUUUAAACUAAUUUUUGGAUUUGUUGUAUCUUGUCUCCAAUUAACUAUAUUAUCUUCCAGGAUUUUGCAGCAACUUUGAACAUGACAGAGCUCCAGACAAUAGUGACUGAGCUGCUGAUCCGAGACCAGGGACCUUUUGAGGAUUAUCUCCAUGGAUACAUUUUUCAACACCGACAAGAACCAACACCAACGAACAUGCAGUUUUCCCAGUUCACCAUGUAAGUAAAAUGAUCAUUGAUACUAUACUAAAGAAUAUGAAAAUAGAUUAAAUAACAUGAUAAUCGAUAAAAGUUUUACAUGAUUUGUAAGCUAUUUUAUGUAACUAUACGUUUACCAUGACAUUGAGAAAGAAUCUAAAGAAAAAGUUUUGUGGUUUGGCCGCUCUCCUAAAGAGUCACUAUUUCUUCAAGGAACCCCCUUCAUGCCAAAUUGAAACCCGGAUAUUCGCUCAAGGUGCAAAAAAUCCGCCGCAGAGUCUAAGAGACAUAUGACUUCCAGCAAUAUAAGACAACUGACCAAACUACACACCACGUCCGACUUCGAUCCUGUCGACUUUCUCCUCGUUAUAACAGUGCAGAACCCAUCUGCAUAUAAGAAGAAUAAAUAUUGUGGAUCAGGCGAUCUUUUGGAAAAGUUCGAAGGGGGUCUGCCCAUAUUUGACAAGAAGGCAAGAUUGUACCACUUGAAGCCUUCAAGUGACAUACAAGUAAACAUGACAACAGUGACAGAAGCGCCUGAUGACCGUAUGCCGAGCAACGCAAUUGGUGAUCUGCUGAACUUGCACGAAGUUAGCGAUAUGGCGAGGGAUGACAUUGCGGCCAUACGUGUUGAAAGGACUGCAACAACCACCAUCCACAGCCUGCCAGAUGAAGUGGAAGACGUUUGGAGCGGCACGCCUGGACGUGGACGUGCCCGUGCCCGUG